AUGCCGGAGCCCUCUGCUCCCGCAAUAUCGCACGGUCGUAUCAAACCAAAGGGUUUGUCGCUUGUUUCAUUCAAUAUCCGCGGUUUGCGAAAUAACCUCCCAGAGCUUAGGCUAUUUCUUCGAGAUCGCGAAGCCGACCUCCUCCUCCUUCAGGAGACCCACCUCAGCCCCAAGGUCUCUAAAGGCCUUUCUAUUAAAAAUUAUUCACUUCUGCGUAAUGACAGACCCGACCGCAAAGGCGGCGGUACUGCCAUUUAUUACAAAAAGUCCCUUCAUUGCUCCCACAUACCCAAUCCGACGCUUACCAGUAUGGAAGCCACUAUCACUAGAUUAGCCAUGACUAGACACCAGUCAAUCAUUAUAGCCUCUUGCUAUAUCCCUAGCGGAACCCUCCCCGUUAAGAGUGAUUUCGAAGCCAUCCUUGCAUUAGGCGGUUCAGUCAUUAUGUUUGGAGACUUUAACUCCAAGCAUACUGAAUGGACCUGCCGCACUACUACCGGUAGUGGCAAGGUGCUUCUCAAUAUCAGCGCUGUCACCCACUAUCCCGACAAUGUUAACUACGCUUCUGACGUGCUAGACCUUGCUCUUGUUAAAGGAGUCUCCCUUAACCUUAGAGCAAUCGAGUCUCUCGAUGAUCUAGGAUCCGACCACCGUCCUGCAUCCCUCCUUCUUGGUCAUCAGCCAUCUCCAACUCCUACUUCCAAAACCUACACCAACUGGAAGGGCUUCUAG
This is a messenger RNA of Parnassius apollo (apollo), 732 nucleotides long. NCBI's taxonomy places the organism in Eukaryota, Metazoa, Arthropoda, Insecta, Lepidoptera, Papilionidae. The record is from the annotation of a GenBank genome assembly.